AUGAAGGAUCUCGUCUUGCGGUUUACUGGGCCAGAGAUGUGGAUCAUGCCGAAGAAUCCCUUCUCUGCAAUGUCGAACCUGAGAAGGCUGCUGGUCGCCGACGUGCCUUCCUCAUGGGACGCCUCAUGGCCGUGCCUGCUCAUCGAGGCGGCGCCGUUACUUGAGAGCCUAUAUGUGCAUGUCUCCCACAGAGAAGAUGAGCCAAGACAGGAGGUGCCGGGGGAGACCUCGGCUUCGUGCCAUCGCCAUUUGAAGGAGCUGGUUGUCAUUGGAUUCCAGAGGACGGAGAGGCAGAUGCACCUUGUGAGGUUCGCCAUGGAGGUAUCCAUGGCGCUGCGGCGUGUCGCACUGCUCAAGCAGGGACGCGUCGAGGACAAAGGGCCCUGCUGCGACUGGGAGGUGGUGAGCCAGCAGAGCGCGUGGUGCGACGAGGAGAGGCUCGCCGUUCUGGAUGGCAUCGGCUGUUCGACGGGACAGAUCGAAGUGGUGCUCAGUUGA
Triticum turgidum subsp. durum (durum wheat) is the source of this 498-nucleotide messenger RNA. NCBI's taxonomy places the organism in Eukaryota, Viridiplantae, Streptophyta, Magnoliopsida, Poales, Poaceae. The record is from the annotation of a GenBank genome assembly.